CUACCCCGGUCUGCACAUUGUCGUCGUCGUCGCUAGCCCCGUACGAAUGACUUCUCCGGCUUUCGUCUUGCGCCUGGUGCUAACAUUCAUUUCAGUCUCACUCAUCUUUCUCGUGUCUACGUCCAGCCCAUCCUUUUUGCGUCUUUUCCCAUCUACUACACAAGACGGAAUCACUGUUAGACAUCAUGGCUUCAGCCACCAGAGAAACAGCCUUUCACAGUUUGCAAAGCCCACCCCCAAGCCCCGUCUCGCCCUCCGGUCGAUGAAUCAAAUGGAGUCUUGCCCGCCUCCGGUUGGCCUACGGGCCCUACAGUUCAGGUUUGUGCGGUCCGACAGUGAUUAUCCCAGCGACCCUAACAUGUCCUAUAGGGCGAUAACAACGGGUCAUCGACCCCGGAGACGCCUCCUCCCAUCCCAGUCCGCAGCCCCCUUCGCCCCCGUCCCGGCGAGCAGAAGUCUCCUGCUGUGCUGCUCUGGCGCCUGGCCCUCCCCCUCGACCCCACCUCCUUCGCCUCCGUGGAGGAGCCCGCCUCGCCUCCCUUGAAGUACCUGGCCC
Messenger RNA from Aureobasidium subglaciale EXF-2481, 556 nucleotides. RefSeq lists its product as uncharacterized. NCBI's taxonomy places the organism in Eukaryota, Fungi, Ascomycota, Dothideomycetes, Dothideales, Saccotheciaceae. The transcript is spliced from 2 exons. The record is from RefSeq and is a predicted model, not a curated record. The coding region runs from base 47 to 544 and encodes 165 amino acids.